ACUCCUUCAAAGAAGGCAGGCAGGCCAACGGCCCUUGGAGCCAUCGCAUCUGUCGCCCUCGCAUCAUAGAAUGUGCCCAGAAGGAAGGAAAUGUACAGAAGCUUGUAUUAGGUAUCCCGAAUCACGUCUAAUCCUGGAACGCCUCAGUAACCGCGAACAUCCGACAUGUUCAUCCUCACCAAGAUCGCGGAUCUUGUCCAGAUCAAGCCAGCACAGUUUGCGAAGCUGAGCAUCGAUGCCAUAGAGGACAACCUGAACGAAAAGUACUGCAAUAAGGUCAUUCAAAAGCUAGGCCUAUGCAUAUGCGUGUAUGACCUAUUGUGGGCCUCUGAAGGCCUCAUUGGACACGGGACAGGUGUUGUGAACGUCAAUGUUGAGUGUCGCCUCGUCGUCUUCCGACCAUUCAAAGGCGAAGUGCUGUUCGCGCGAAUCAGCCGAUGCGUGAAGGAUGGAAUUCACUUGCGCACCGACUUCUUUGAUGAUAUCUUCAUUCCAUUUGACGAGCUACCUGAAGGGGCCACCUUCAACCACGAACAGUCGCUCUGGGUCUGGCACGUAGAUGGAGAGGACAUGUACUAUGACAUCCACGAGGUUGUCCGCUUUCGGGUAAGCGCAGAAGAAUGGCAUGACCAGACACCGACGAAACCAAUCGAGGGAAAUGAGCCGCAUGAGAAGAAACCGCCAUACCGAAUCACCGGCACAAUGAAGGAGGAAGGCUUAGGGGUUUGUCUAUGGUGGGGGGAUGACGGCGACGCCGAGGCUGCCGAAGAGCCGGUUGACAACGGUGAGAUUUGAGAUACCUUACAGGGGUGCUGCAAGCUACAAUUCCAUACCCGCCUCGGAGCUCACUCCCUCGACUUGUUCUGGACCGUUGAGAUUUGAGACCGAAGAACCGCCAGCAGCAUCAGGACCGCCGAACCUGUUUGAGUAGUCUGUGCUCCACCUCGUCAAGAACCGAGUAGUGCUCGAUGACGGCGAGGUUUUCAACCUCUGCCAAGAAUUGUUUGUCAGGGUCAACACCUGGCCCGAACAUCUGGGGGGCUUGUGGUCCCAUCUGACCCAUCUGCUGAGCCAUUUGAUUCGCAGCUAGACAGAAUGUAUGUCAGCCGUUGUGUGAGGUGUGGGGUAGCAAUCCUUCUACAGCUUAGGGCAAGGAGAUACAUAAUCACCAUUUGGAUGACGGGUGGUGACUUACCAUUAUCACUGCCAAGCAGGAAGUUGAAAACAGACUGCAAGCCGAAUAUGCACAGAAAAUACCAGCUAAUGCUCGACAUCCAUCUCGGAUCCAUGUCUCGGGUAGCGACGCCAGCCUGGAGCAUGCUCUUGAACUUGACGGUGAGGGGGAAAGGGAGCUUCACUGCAACG
Gaeumannomyces tritici R3-111a-1 is the source of this 1365-nucleotide messenger RNA. RefSeq names its product DNA-directed RNA polymerase III polypeptide. Gene Ontology annotation, cellular component: RNA polymerase III complex. Gene Ontology annotation, biological process: DNA-templated transcription; transcription initiation at RNA polymerase III promoter. Bases 166 to 795 code for a protein of 209 amino acids. The transcript is spliced from 6 exons. NCBI's taxonomy places the organism in Eukaryota, Fungi, Ascomycota, Sordariomycetes, Magnaporthales, Magnaporthaceae. The record is from RefSeq and is a predicted model, not a curated record.